Messenger RNA from Marasmius oreades (fairy-ring Marasmius), 1262 nucleotides. RefSeq lists its product as uncharacterized. Bases 28 to 1218 code for a protein of 396 amino acids. The record is from RefSeq and is a predicted model, not a curated record. The transcript has 3 exons. Gene Ontology annotation, biological process: DNA replication checkpoint signaling; replication fork arrest; replication fork processing. Gene Ontology annotation, molecular function: DNA binding. Gene Ontology annotation, cellular component: nucleus; replication fork protection complex. Lineage: Eukaryota; Fungi; Basidiomycota; Agaricomycetes; Agaricales; Marasmiaceae.
CGUCCUUAUUCAAUUUCACCGUCAAGAAUGGAACCUCUCUUUCUUCCAGACGAAGAUGAAACAACCAUUCCUCGGGCUCCUCCACCCGAAGAAAUUGACCUUGACGAGCUCUUUAAGGACUUCGAAGAACCAGAAGGAGACACUGUUAUUGAAGACGAGGAGACGAUCAGACGGCGAGCAGUCGCGAAAGCUAAAGCAACGUACGAGAAGACGAGGAGCACGCUGUUACCGAAUGUCAAACAACAUCAGAUACUACCCAGUAGCUCGCCCCCGAGGGAUGUCGACAAUGGUGCGGGCGUAGGUCGGGGUGAUCCCAAAGACAAGGAGGGGGAGAUGAAAGAGAGGAGGAAGCCUAUGAGGCUGGACGAAGCCCGGUUAUUAGGGACCACGGGUUUCCCUCAACUCAUAAACGACACAAAAAACUUUCGAGUGAAGGGAAAGGGACACGAGGCGACAGAUUUGAAUCGUCUUCUCCAAGUUUAUCAGUUCUGGACUCACCGAAUGUAUCCGAAAUCCCAGUUCAGUGAUACCGUGGAGCGCAUUGAGAAGAUAUGUCAUUCAAGGAGAAUGAAUGUUAAAUUGAGUGUUUGGCGAGACGAAGCUCAUGAGAAGAAGGUGGAAUCAUCUGACGAGGAACCUGGCGACCAGGUCAUCGACCUAACUCAAAAUGAAGGUGAUGGCGCGGAUAGUGAAAAAGCCCAAUACGCAUCUUCUUCUCCCGUCCCAAUUACUCGGCCUCCGUCAUCUCCUGACACAUCGGGACGAAGUUCAAUUGCCGAAGACGAAGAGUUUGAUGCUGCUUUCAAGGAAAUGGAGCAUAGGCAAGAGAAGGAUUUGGCAGCCUCCAGCAGUCAAGUGGGGUUGCCGCCAUCCAAUUCAUCGCGUAACGACGGUAUGGAUGUAGAUGAGGAGGAGCUGUGGAAUGCAUUCGACGAAGCACCUAAUAUUGGAAUGAUGACUUCUAGUUCUGCGACCGAUUCGUCAGCCGUCUCGACGAGCGGAAAGGCUAGUCACUCAAUGGACGAUUAUGACGACGAGGACAUGUGGGACGUUGUAAGGGAGUAUGAGCAGACGAAAGGCGAGGAAACGAUAACUUUGUCGACUCAGGUCACAUCGAACCUCAUGGAGAACGCUCAAUCGACCCCUGAAGUGGGAUCUACUUCUGCGACCAGGAGGAAGAGCACGGUAGAGGAGGACUGGGAUGAACUAUACCUGUAAUUUAGUACUUAUCAUUUGGAGCACGUAUUUGAGAUUCAUGUGAA